This is a messenger RNA of Exophiala aquamarina CBS 119918, 1878 nucleotides long. RefSeq lists its product as uncharacterized. Lineage: Eukaryota; Fungi; Ascomycota; Eurotiomycetes; Chaetothyriales; Herpotrichiellaceae. Bases 1 to 1878 code for a protein of 625 amino acids. The record is from RefSeq and is a predicted model, not a curated record. The transcript is spliced from 4 exons.
AUGGCGCCGUCUGCUGUAGAAACUGACGUUAAAAACCCCAUGCGGCUGCAGCACAGCAUUAUCAAGCAGAAGAUAGCCAAGACAGACACUGUGGGCGUCGAUCAUACCUCUAUGUCCCGAGAUGUUCCUCUCAACGGUUCACAAUCUCAGAAACAAGACGGAGCCUCUUAUGACACGGAAAAGAUCCCACACUUGAGUAUAUCCAAGAACUACAAGGUUUCAGAGCAACCAAUAGGUACAGUACGGCCUGUCCGUAUGAUAUGUAUUGGUGCCGGGGCAAGUGGGGUGAAUCUUGCAUAUCAAGUCCAGAAGAACAUGCAACAUACGGAUUUGGCCAUAUAUGAGAAGUCGCCAGCGAUUGGAGGCACGUGGUAUGAAAACCGUUAUCCCGGGUGCAAAUGUGAUAUUCCGUCUCACAACUACCAAUUCUCGUGGGAGCCGAAUCCCGAUUGGGCAGAGAUGUUCUCCCCAUCAGAUGAGAUCAGAGAAUAUCUGGAAUCUUGUGUCAAGAAGUACGAUUUGGCAAAGUACGUCCAUCUCAACCACAAAGUGAUUGGCGCAACCUGGAACGAAAAUGAUUGCGUAUGGAACGUCGAAAUCGAGGACACCGUGAAUCAGUUGGUCUUCUCCGACUGGUGCCAUUUUCUGGUAAAUGCUGGCGGCAUUCUCAAUAAUUGGAGAUGGCCAAACAUACCAGGGCUCCAUGGUUUCCAAGGGAAACUGGUUCACAGUGCUAGUUGGCCAGAAAGCUGGGAUUAUGACGACCUGAAAAUCGCCGUCAUCGGCAACGGCUCGACUGGAAUUCAGAUAGUUCCUGCUAUGCAACCAAGGGUCAAGGAGCUCGUGCACGUCAUACGUUCUCCGACAUGGGUAACACCAGGAGCAGCCUCGAGGUAUCCAUCCCUGAGAGGUGGGUCAAUGCCAGACCGAUUCAGUGAUGAGCAGAGAGAACAUUUUCGCAACGAUCCUAGAUCCUACAUGGAGUUUCGAAAACAAGUCGAAAGAGAAAUCAACGGCAAGUUUCAGAUGCUAGUUAACGGAAGUGAAAGGGCAGAAGAAGUGCGCAAAAUGGCCUACGAGAGUAUGGUACAGCUGCUCGGUCCAGCAGGUGCUAAAGAGUACGCGGAGAAGAUAAUACCAGAAUUUCCUGUUGGAUGCAGGAGGAUCACGCCCGGUAUCGGCUACCUAGAGAGCUUCACGAAAGAGAACGUCCGGAUCAUAACCGAUGCGAGGAUUGAGAGAGCGGACCAGACUGGAUUGUUGAUGUCGAACGGCGAGCAUAUCGAGCUGGAUGCGAUAGUCUGCGCCACGGGUUUCGACGUUUCUUUCACCCCUCGUUUCUCGAUAAUCGGCCGCGAAGGCGUCAGCUUGACGGACGUAUGGUCGAGAAACAUCCCUUAUGCGUAUCUUUCAAUGACCGUCCCGAAAUUCCCAAAUUAUUUCGUAUUCCUUGGCCCAAACGCCCCCAUCUCCCACGGAAGCGUAUUCACAAUUACUGAACAGUGCUCGAAAUACGUGAUGCAGCUGGUCACGAAAGCGCAGAUAGAAGGCAUCAAAGCAUACGACGUUAAGCAAUCCGCAUGUGAUGAUUUCAUCACCCACGUUCAGCACUUCAUGCCACGCACUGCCUGGGCAGCCAAAUGUCGAUCAUGGUUCAAGAACGGGAAAGUCGAUGGCCCUGUGCUGGCCAUUCAUCCUGGGAGUCGCAUUCACUGGUUCCACACGCUUGAGCGACCCAAGUUCGAGGACUAUGAGUAUACCUACGAGACCGAGAAUCGCUUCCAGUAUCUGGGAAACGGCUUCUCUACGAGGGAAAUGGAGGGCGGUGAUGAUACUUGGUUUUUGGAACAUCCUGAGGCGACGUUUCUGUACUACUAA